CACAGCUGACCUAAAGGUUAUACCAAAAGCUUGCAUACACACUGGCUAUUUGUGGAUAAGACUGGCCACCCCGGUUCUAUACAAUGCCUAGCAAAUUUCCAGAACCAUCCUGUAAUACGCCGACUCUGCCCAGUGCUAUGUUGUGAUUUUUGUUCCCUAAUCUUGGCAGAUCUGCUCAAGCGCUCUCAUGUUGCUUAUGUAUAGCAAUUUUCAAGCUUUUAAUAGGAAUAGAGUCAGAACUUUGCUUGGUCUCCUCAGGGAUUUUCACUUUUCUUACUUCUAAUCCAUUCUAGUGCAACUUUGGUCUUGUUUUUCCAAUCACAUUCUCACAGAAAGGCAUAUUAUAUUUUUGCCUGUAUGAAAUUGGCUUUCUCUCAAAUUCCCUCAAAGCUAUUGAUCUCUGUUUGAAGAUAAAGCAUCCCCACCACAGUAUGUCAUCAUGAUCUGUAACUGUACUGACUUCGUGGAGUACUGUGUUGGAUCUGCUGAAAUGUAAUUGUAAACCAAAUAAUUGUAUCUUUCUUUGAAAAACAAAUUGUUUAUUUUUACAAAGUAAUUCCAAGCAUUCUUCUAAACUUUAUUUAGCCUUUGGGAUAAGACUUUUAGCACAAAUCAUAUUUUUUCCAGGCCAGUGUAUAGGUUGCAACACAAUUUUGCUGUUUGAUGUGCAUUUUCCCUGAUAUCAGCCAUUGAACUCCUCAGAUAUUUAAAAGUAGUCAAUGGGCCAACAAUAUCUUUUGGCAAAAUUCCUGUUGGCAAGACACUAGAUUCAUUUUAUAUGGUUUUGUGUGGCAUCUUCAAAGAUAUCAAGCAAAGCUAAUUUAGAAUAAGCACACUUACCAUAAUGACAGAAUGUCAUUGUCAUUAUUUGUGCUAACAGUAUUCAUAAUAAAUGUUCAUUUGAUCACAGAAAUCACAGCAUGAGGUAUCUAGACUUUCAGGGAAUGUAUGGUGGCAUUUCAGAUUGGUACUCAAAUACCAUGUAGUUUGGGGAAGACAUACAUGAAUAAAUGUAUAGAUUUUACACAUCUAUAACAGAUAAGGCAUCUAUGCUCCAAUACCAUCAAGCAAUGGAAUUCUGUGACUUAAUUGCUUAAGCUCUCCAACCAGCUGUUGCAUAGUUUCAUAUAAUUUACAAGAUCAUACUAGCUCCAUCAUUCCAGCAGCUAUCGCUAUUGCCAACUUCUUCUCUGCUCUUCCAAACUUUCCUCAGGCCUCCACCAUGCAUGUUACCCAGCUUAUAUUCUAGUAUAAUUCUUUCGCACUAUAGAGCCAACAGAACUCAAUAGUCAAAGUGAACAGACAAUGUCUUCUGGAGUAGUUCUCACAUGGAGGUACUGACCCACCAAGAGCUGUUAAUGGUCAACCAACUCAAAUUCAGACUUAACAUGCCUUGCAUUUCCAUUCAUCAUUAGUAACUGGUAAAUUCAAAGUUUUCUGAAAGUAUCCAUGAAAGGACAUGCUACAGAUGAAGAUACCCAAGUGUACCAUGAAAACAGAUGUUUCAAUUAGUGUUCUCCAAGGUUGACCACAUAGUCGUCCUGUUCACGCCUUGGUUGGAGCCUCAUUGUGCAACGCAGGAGGCUUAUGGUUUUCCGGACUUAAAAAAAAAGAAUGCAAAAGGAAAGGAAAGGCAUACAGAAGGAGAGAUUUUUGCAACAUUUGGAAGUUAGCUCUAGCAUGGAUUCUCCCCCUAACCCCCCAGAAUCAAGAUCCCUUAGAGGGUCGUCCUGUUCCCCUAAAUCACCGGACUCCAAGUCCAAAAAGAAGAACAGCAAACCCUGCAGCAAGAAGACCAGCCUCCAGGAGGCCAAGAAGAAAGGAAGGAUGGAGCAGAGCAGAGGAGAAGAGGAGAUGGCUAAGCAGCUCAAGAACCUGGACCUGAACAGCAAGCUGAAAGCCACAGGCACUGGCCUCGUUUACAGCGACGUCUUUGCCCGCCCCUGCUGCCUCUGGGACAGCGGCCACCCUGAGUGUCCUGAGAGAGUGACGGCUGUAAUGGAGAAGUUGGAGAGCCAGAGGCUGCUGUCUCGCUGUGUCCAAGUGGAGGCGAGGCCUGCGACAGACCAGGACCUUCUGCUUGUCCACACAAAGCAGUAUGUCGAGCUGAUGAAAUCCACCCAGAAGAUGUCUGAGAGCGAGCUCAUGUCUCUCUCCAAAACCUACGACUCUAUCUACCUGCAUCCUGAAUCCUUCCACUCUGCCACAGUGGCAGUGGGUGCUGUCCUGCAGCUCAUUGACAAAGUGCUGAAAUCGGAACUGAGAAACGGCUUUGCUGUCACCAGACCCCCUAGUCACCAUGCACAGGCAGACAAGAUGAACGGUUACUGCAUGUUCAACAGCCUGGCCAUUGCGGCUCGAUACGCACAGACUCAGCACGGCCUGGAGCGGGUCCUGAUUGUGGACUGGGAUGUGCACCACGGCCAGGGAAUCCAGUACAGCUUCCAGGAGGACCCCAGUGUGCUGUACUUCUCAGUGCACAGAUAUGAGGGAGGUGCCUUCUGGCCCCACCUUCCCGAAUCUGACAGUGGGGCGCUGGGCUCUGGGGUCGGUGAGGGCUAUAACAUCAACCUACCAUGGAACAAGACCGGUGUAAAGGAUGCAGACUAUAUCGCCGCCUUCCAGCAACUGCUCCUGCCCGUGGCGUAUGAGUUUCGGCCUCAGCUGGUCCUCGUGGCGGCUGGCUUUGACUGUUUGGCAGGGGAUCCUAAGGGAGAGAUGUCUGCUAGCCCACAAUGCUUUGCUGUAUUAACACACCUGUUGCAGGGUCUUGCCCAGGGCAGACUCAUCCUGGCACUGGAGGGAGGGUAUAACCCUCAGGCUACCGCAGAUGGGGUGUGCGCCUGCGUCAGGUUGCUGCUCGGAGAGUCCUGCCCCCGCCUGGUGCCACAGAGAGCCCCCAGCGACAGUGCCCUGAAGUCCAUCUCGCAGACCAUCUCUUCACUUUAUCCCUUCUGGACCAGCCUGCAGAUACUAGAAGGCGGCCCGAUGUGCAAGGAGACGAGCCCCGUUCACCCGGCCUCAGUGGAGCCCUCUGGUGAGGGCCUAGGGGAGAUGCCUGCACAGAUCACAGGGCUGGCGUAUGAUCAGAGGAUGAUGGAGCACCACAACAUGUGGGACAGCCAUCACCCUGAGCAACCGCAGAGGAUCUCCCGCAUAUUCUCCCGUCACAAGGAACUGGGCCUUGUCUCCCGUUGCCUACGGAUACCGGCACGCCUUGCCACGGAGGAGGAGCUGGCCACGUGUCACAGCUUGGAGCAUAUAGCUAAGAUCAAGUCAACAGAGGGGAUGAAGCCCAGGGAUUUGCAUAGGCUGGGAGAUGAGUACAACUCAAUCUACAUCAGCAGUGAGAGCUACAGAUGUGCCCUGCUGGCAGCUGGCACUUGUUUCAACUCGGCUGAGGCUGUGCUCACUGGACAGGUGAGGAACGCGGUGGCCAUCGUGCGCCCCCCCGGCCACCACGCCGAGAGAGAUGUGGCCUGUGGCUUCUGCUUCUUCAACACGGCGGCUCUGACCGCGCGCUACGCCCAGACCUUUGCUAAGAAGCCCCUCAGGGUCCUCAUCCUGGACUGGGACGUGCACCAUGGCAACGGCACCCAGCACAUCUUUGAGGAUGACGAUAGUGUGCUGUACAUCUCGCUGCACCGCUAUGACAAUGGCCUGUUCUUCCCCUCCUCUGAUGAUGCCGACUUCGACAAGGUCGGCAGGGGAAAGGGCCGCGGCUUCAACGUCAACAUUCCCUGGAGUGGCGGGAAGAUGGGCGACUCGGAGUACCUGGCGGCCUUCCACGCGGUGGUGAUGCCCAUUGCCAGAGAAUUUGACCCAGAACUGGUGCUGUUGUCUGCGGGUUUUGAUGCGGCCCGUGGUGACCCCCUGGGGGGAUACCAUGUGACUCCAGAGGGAUACGCCCACCUGACGCACCUGCUCAUGAGUCUGGCUGCUGGUAGAAUCAUACUCAUACUAGAGGGGGGCUACAACCUGACUUCCAUUUCCGAGUCUAUGUCAAUGUGCACCAGCACGCUGCUGGGAGACAGCCUCCCCCUGCUGCCUCCGCUGCCACCCCCGCAUCCCAAUGCCUCCGUCACAAUCAACCGUGUUCUGCGCUCUCACGCCCUCUACUGGAGUUCUUUGAGAAUACAAAUUCCAGAGUCUCUGCGCUUGUCUCUGCCUUCGCCCAAAGCAAAGGGUAAACGAGUCUCAGGUGGCAGAGACAAGAGGUCUCCGAGACAGGAGACCCCAGCCAAAGGUUCUGAACAGGGUGCUCCUCCUGUGAGUCCGGCAGCAGCUGAAGCAAUGGAACCAGGGCAGCCCAGGACUGCCCAUCAGGAGGAAGGUCUCCAGGACAUCACGGCGGGCCUUGUGUCUUUGAACUUAGACAACAGUUCCUCCAGCCCAGCCUCUGUGCCUGUAGGGGGAGCCAGGCGAAAGGUGAGGCCUGGUUCCCAGGAAAACCCAGCUAAAGGGCCACCAUCUGCCCAGGUGACACCAGGAAAGAAAGAGGUCAUGGAAACCGUCAAUUCCACCCCUCCGCAGGACAAGAUGAUUAUGCCUCUGGUCGAUGAACCAGCCAUGGUUACUGUUGCCAAGGGAAACCCAGAGCCUGGUGAAUCGGACGAGGCGUCUGGUUGGUCAAAGUUGCCGAAGGAUGGGGCAGUCUUUGAGCUCUUUACUGGAGGCCUGGAGACAGAUGAGGGUACGAUGUAUGUGGUGGACCCCUUGCCAUGGUGCCCUCACCUAGAGACGGUCAGGCCGGUGCCCAGCGGGGGGAUAGAUGUGUUUCUGCCUUGUGAAGACUGUGGUUCGGAUGCAGAGAACUGGGUCUGCCUCAGCUGCUACAAGGUGCUCUGCGGCCGGUAUAUCAAUCAGCAUAUGGUGACCCACGGCCUGGUUUCAGAACACCCUGUGGUCCUCAGCUUCGCAGACCUGUCUGUAUGGUGCUACAGCUGCGAGGCUUAUGUUCACAACAAGGUGCUAUACGAGGCAAAAAACGCCGCCCAUCAGGUCAAGUUCGGAGAGAACAUUCCUUAUACGGGAGAGAGUCACUGAGAUUACAGAGAAGACCUUGUGGAGAGGUGGACAGUGGGGGGGCAGGGGGGUGAUUGGAAGUGCUCAGAGAGGGGCAGCCUGGUUUGGCAUGGAGAAAGGGGUAAAGGAAACUCGACCUCUUACCUGUGAUGGCGUCGCUGUGCUGCUUCCAGCAAAGAGUCACAUCUGCCAUUUUCGGAUCUCGCUUGGGCUACCUCUCCACAGGCACAAACACACACAAACACAAACACAAACACACACACACACACACACACACCUACCCACCAUAUCAUCAUGGGGUUUCUGCCAUCAUGUUCUGCUGACUAAUUCCGUCAUCAUCCUUUUUGUCAGUGCAUACCGAUCAGUUUCGGUGCUAAAACCUGAAGUUUGCUGCCAAAGUUGAGGAGCACUAUCAACAGCCUCAGCUGUGAAGUCACUGUAGCACAAAGGCACAAUGACUGUAAUUGCUCACAUCCAGUUAUUGCUUGAACUGCAGUUGAAUUCUGUCCAUUCUUUAGUCUGUAGAGUAAACUAGUGAAUGAUCUGGCCUUGGGGCCCAAACCAGCAGCAGAAAAUCAUUUCUUAUAAUCUCAUAACUUUUACUCAUGUCACCUUGACACACACCGAUAGCUGGAAACCUUUUUCUAACAUGUUUUGCAGAGCUCGGUUGAAUCUUCUUAAAUGUAUUUAUGUUCCCUCUUACAAGCUUAUCCUAUUUUGUGCAUAUAUUUCAUUUCUGAGGAGAGCGUGUGGCAUCUCGAUGCAAAAAUCACGGCAAUAUGGUGCAAUAAUACCUUUUCUACAUGUUUUCUAAAGGCAAUUUAUAACCGUUUCUUUAAUAUCACCUUUCAGUAUUUCUGAUGCACACUGUUGUAUUAAGUACUGUCCUGUGUUGUAUCAUUCAUUACUACCCUGUAUUUUGAAAUGUAAUGUUUGUAAUGUUUUUAUCUGCCAUUCAUGCGUUUUCAUGAUUUUCAAUCUCGGUUUGGUUUUUAUUGCACAAAUACAGCUGGUCACAUCUCCUGUUUUGCUAUCCAGUA
Molecule: messenger RNA, 6065 nt
Organism: Paramormyrops kingsleyae
Lineage: Eukaryota; Metazoa; Chordata; Actinopteri; Osteoglossiformes; Mormyridae
Gene: hdac6
Product: histone deacetylase 6
Biological process (GO): epigenetic regulation of gene expression
Cellular component (GO): histone deacetylase complex
Molecular function (GO): zinc ion binding; histone deacetylase activity
Source: RefSeq, a predicted model, not a curated record